Molecule: messenger RNA, 1287 nt
Organism: Malus domestica (apple)
Lineage: Eukaryota; Viridiplantae; Streptophyta; Magnoliopsida; Rosales; Rosaceae
Source: RefSeq, a predicted model, not a curated record
CAUUCUUUCCGUAGGCAUGAACUUCUGCUUUUGGAAGCCUUGCGAGAAGGAUUGGAAGAAGAAAUGGCUAGGGAUCCCACUGUAUGUGUAAUGGGUGAAGAUGUCGUCCACUAUGGAGGAUCGUACAAGGUGACCAAGGGCCUGGCUGAUAAGUAUGGGGAUCUCAGGGUUCUUGAUACUCCUAUUAUCGAGAACGCCUUUAUGGGUUUGGGUAUUGGAGCUGCCAUGACUGGUCUCAGACCACUUAUUGAGGGUAUGAACAUGGGAUUUCUCCUUCUAGCUUUUAACCAGAUCUCCAACAACGGUGGCAUGCUCCACUACACUUCUGGUGGUCAGUUUAAAAUCCCAGCAGUUAUCCGUGGCCCGGGUGGAGUGGGAGGGCAACUUGCGGCUGAGCACUCGCAACGUCUUGAGUCCUAUUUUCAAUCUAUUCCCGGGAUCCAAAUGGUUGCAUGCUCGACCCCUUACAAUGCUAAAGGCUUGAUGAAAGCUGCCAUUCGAAGUGAUAACCCAGUGAUUCUGUUUGAGCAUGUGUUGCUAUACAAUCUCAAGGAUAGAAUUCCAGAUGAAGAGUAUGUGUGCAAUCUCGAGGAAGUUGAGAUGGUAAGGCCUGGGGACCAUGUCACUAUUUUGACAUAUUCUCGGAUGAGGUACCAUGUAAUGCAGGCUACCAAAACUUUGGUGAACAAGGGUUACGAUCCCGAAGUGAUUGAUAUUAGGUCGUUGAAGCCAUUUGAUCUUCACACCAUCGGGAACUCAGUGAAGAAAACACACCGCGUGCUGAUUGUGGAGGAGUGCAUGCGGACGGGUGGAAUUGGUGCUAGUUUGACUGCCGCAAUCACUGUGAACUUCCACGAUUAUUUAGAUGCCCCUAUUAUAUGCUUGUCUUCGCAGGAUGUGCCCACUCCAUAUGCUGCAACAUUGGAGGAAGUGACUGUUGUUCAACCUGCCCAGAUUGUGACGGCGGUUGAGCAGCUCUGCCAGUAGGUAAUUGCAGCAGCAUGAAAUUACCUCUCUUUUUUAGCAGCUUUUCUAGCAGUCUCCAGUUAGUUUCAGACUUUGUUAGCAGUUUUGUGUAGUCUGAAUUUGAAACAGUUCAAAGUGGUACAAGCUUGGUUUUUUUAUUAAUCAUAAUCGCAUGUAAGAUCGCGUUUAACCUGUAGGAAGCUUCAAACUAAGGAUUAGCAGUUGAAAUUUACCCAUGUAAUAGAUAGGUCAAAUUGCUAAAUUGACUAUGGGUUCCAAUCUUUUGGUUUUUUUUAUGACAAACAAUGUUAUUAGGUUAAA